CUCUCUCUCUCUCUCUUCCUACUUCACAACUCACAUGCUCUCAUUCUACUCAUAAUCCUUUGAGAACAAAGACAAAAGCUCAUUGGUUUGAGAUACCUCUACAUCCCUCUCUCUCUCUCUCUCUCUUAGAAUUUCUGGUUCUCCAAGAUUUUGCACUGGAUAUGGUUUUCCUCAGUGCAAAUCAAAUCCAACUGCUAGAUACCCUCAUGUUAACCCACUUUGUACUUUUCUGUCAUUGAAAAAAAUUUCUGAACUUUAUCUAAACUUAGAUAUCAUAUUCUUUUACUUCUGAGUUCAUAUGUUCUGCUCUGUUCUGUCCUCUGUUCAUGGCUGCUGCUACUACUGCCUCUCAAGUCUUUGAAAACCAUAGCAACAACAACAGCAGCAAUACCAACCGUGAGAUUAGCAGGCAAGAUAUCCGAGCUGCCAUUGCCAAAGCAGUGGAGUUGAGAACCCUUCAUGCUGCUUUGAUGCAAGGAAGCAGCCCCUCCAAUCUUAGAUUUCCAUCUCCUUCCCCUGCUUCACGCCCUGUUUCUCAGUUCUCUGCUCAAGAUUACCCUGUUUUUACACCUAGCUAUGAAGAUGAACCAACACCUGGGUAUCCACAAAUUCCACUUAAAGACCACACACUAUCAGAAAGUUGGGAUGAGUAUGGACUAGGAGGAAAUGGCAAUGAAACUUUCCUAUCGGAUUAUAAGGAGAAUUCAUCCUCAAGAAAGGGAUUGCCUUGUGGUUUGGCCAGCGUAGACUCCCAUAUUUGUCCAGCUGAGGAUCAAAAAUCUGUCACCGGUUCUUGUGCAAACCAAAUCACUGUGCUUCAAACAUCACCUGGAAAUGACUACUUCAAGUCAAGCAGAAGAAACAGUUUGGGGGAGUUCAAAUCAGUAUCAUCCUGCAAUAGAUGCAAGCCUGCAGUUAUAACUACUGCAUCUGAAACUGCAACAAGAAACAGCAGGAACUCUAAUAUUGUUGUUCCAUUAACGGAUUCUCACACAUCUAUUCAAUCACAACCAAAGAAUCGGGGAGUGAUUUCAUGGUUGUUUCCUCGGUUAAAGAAAAAAAAUAAGAAUGAAAAUUCUCCUAAUCGAGCAGAAUCCGAAGAUGUUUCUCAAAUAUAUAAAGACUUUGGGAUAAUGUCAAUUGAAACGUUAAAGAAAGAGCUGAUGGAAGCAAAUGAGAAUAGAGAUGCAGCCUUGAUGGAAGUUUCUGAGAUGAAAUCUUCAUUGGGAGAGCUUAAACACAAGCUUGAGUACUUGGAGACCUACUGUGAAGAACUGAAGAAAGCACUAAAACAAGCAAUGCAGGCAAAGGAUUCCCAAGUUCCUGAAACUCUUGGAAAUUUUCCUAAGAGAGGGAAAUCCUUAGAUGUAAAUGGAGAAAAUUUGAUGCCUGUCAGCACAGAAGUAAUGGUGGAAGGUUUCUUGCAGAUAGUAUCAGAAGCAAGAUUGUCAGUAAAGCAAUUCUGCAAGACCCUUGUUGGCCAGAUUGAAGAAACUGAUAAUACUCUAGUGGACAACUUAAAUACGCUUCUUCAACCAUAUAAACUUUCUUUGAGUUCCAAAUACUCGAAGGCAGUGUUAUACCAUUUGGAAGCUUUCAUAAAUCAGUCACUCUACCAAGACUUUGAGAAUUCAGUAUUUCAGAAAAAUGGCUCCCCAAAGCUGUUAGACCCCCAACAAGAUCGCCAAGCGCAAUUCUCAUCGUUUGUGGCGUUGAGGAACCUAAGCUGGAAUGAGGUAUUAAGGAAAGGGACUAAAUAUUACAGUGAAGAAUUCAGUAAAUUUUGUGACCAGAAAAUGAGUUGCAUUAUCACGACGCUGAAUUGGACUAGACCAUGGCCUGAACAGCUUCUGCAAGCAUUCUUUGUUGCUGCCAAAUGCAUAUGGUUGCUUCAUUUGCUUGCCUUUUCAUUCAAUCCACCAUUGGGAAUUUUAAGGGUUGAAGAGAAUAGGAUGUUUGAUCCUCAUUACAUGGAGGACAUGUUCAUGGAAAGGCAGAAGUCAAAUGGUCCUAGCCGAGUUAAGAUCAUGGUGAUGCCAGGGUUUUAUGUUCAGGACAGGGUAUUGAGGUGUAAGGUUCUCUGUAGGUAUAAAUCUGUAGCUUAAUUGUUUAGAAUUUGGUUUUAAUAUUGCUAGCUUUUUCCCCUUUUCUUAAUUUUUUUUCCAAGGUAGUCUCACCUAGAGAAGUUUGUAAUUAUCAAAUUGACGCGUUAAUAAAUGUAAAAGUGGGUUUCUUCUA
Messenger RNA from Quercus robur (English oak), 2238 nucleotides. RefSeq names its product IRK-interacting protein. The coding region runs from base 327 to 2105 and encodes 592 amino acids. The record is from RefSeq and is a predicted model, not a curated record. The transcript is spliced from 2 exons. Gene Ontology annotation, biological process: protein folding. NCBI's taxonomy places the organism in Eukaryota, Viridiplantae, Streptophyta, Magnoliopsida, Fagales, Fagaceae.